Molecule: messenger RNA, 6396 nt
Organism: Motacilla alba alba
Lineage: Eukaryota; Metazoa; Chordata; Aves; Passeriformes; Motacillidae
Gene: ARMC9
Product: armadillo repeat containing 9
Exons: 26
Coding region: 1037-3517 (826 amino acids)
Biological process (GO): cilium assembly
Cellular component (GO): ciliary tip; centriole; ciliary basal body
Molecular function (GO): protein binding
Source: RefSeq, a predicted model, not a curated record
GUUGGUGGCGUGGGACAGGUGGCCAUUGGUCUGCGUUGGUGGCACGGGACAGGUGGCCAUUGGUCUGUGUUGGUGGUGUGGGACAGGUGGCCAUUGGUCUGUGUUGGUGGCGUGGGACAGGUGGCCAUUGGUCUGUGUGGCGGCAGCCCCAAAGCUGUGCUGGUGUGAUGAGGGCAGUGAGGCUCGCUGGGACUGGAGAUGUUUCUCCUGGUGAUGCAGCUCUCUGUCCUGCUGUUUCUGUGCACCCAGUUCCCAGACUGUUUUGUCCAUAUUGUUUUUUUCUAACGGAGCAUCUCUAGCUCUUCCCAGCCCCUGCCAUUUUCGGCUGGAAUGCCUUGCUGUUACUGAAAACCAGCUCUGACACCGAGACCCCGGGCAGCCCCUGACUGAUCAUGCAACGCUGUCCUACAGCGUGCAGCUAACAUUUGCUGGAAACCUGAUGUUAGUGGGGAAAAAAUCAUUAGCACUGUUAAUUGAAAAGGGACAAAGACUCGACACGGGGCUUGGCCAAUCCUCCCCUUUGCUUUGGCGGGGAUUCCAUCAGGGAAGGCCUUGUCGGACAGCGCGGUCCCAGCACAGCUCAUCGCACCGUGCCAAGGCCGGGUUCAGCCUCCUCCCGCCGCGCUCGCUCCCUGCAAAGCUCCGCCCUCCUCGCUCGACGUCUCUUUCAAACGAAACUUCCAAGCGGGAGGGCUUUUUCCUACCCAAGGCGGAGCGGGGGCACAACAGCCCCGGUUGAAGCCGUUCGUCAUGGCAAAGCCCGAUCCGCCCCCCGCCCCCCGCAGCCGCCCCAGGCCGCGGCGCCCGCCGCUGCAGCUCCGCCCGCCGCGCCACAGGGGGCGCUGUCCGCCCCGCCGCCGCGGGCACGCCCCCGACACGUGACGCACCGCUCCCGGGUGGCGAUUGGCUGAGAGCGGUCACGUGCGCGGGACGCGGCGCGGGGGCGGAGCCGCGGUUGCCGGGGCGACACCGGAGGCGGCUGAGGAGAGAUUGGGACAGCUUUAUCAGUGAUGAGAAGUAGCAGCAGCCCUUAGCAAUGGGCGAUGUUUUAGCGUAUGAGGCUGAGUUACUUGGACUAGUGAAAGAGUAUUUGGAUUUUGCUGGAUUUCAAGAAACGGUGAAAGUAUUUAAAAAGGAAUGUAAAAUAAAAGGGAAGCCACUACCUAAACCAGCAGAUGUUUCCUCAGACGAUUCAUUGCCUGUUCAGGAAGGAAUGCUUGCAGCAUUUGAAGAUGGUGAUCAGAAAGUUUUCUUCCAGCUCUGGGAGGAGCAUAUUUUGUCUUCAGUCCCUGACAGUGAUCCAGUUGCUCAGAACCUGGAGUUCUAUCUCCACAUCUACUUUGCCACCUUCCUCUUGAAACAAACUAUGGGAAAGCCUGACAAAGCUGAACUUGACGAAAGGAUUUCUUAUUUCAAGUCAUACCUGGAAACAAAAGGAGCUGCACUGAGCCAGACUACAGAGUUUCUUCCCUUCUAUGCUUUGCCAUUUGUUCCAAACCCCAUGGUACAUCCUUCCUUUAAAGAACUUUUCCAGGAUUCUUGGACACUGGAUUUAAGGACAAGAUUGGAAACGUUCCUGUCUCUGGCUCUCAAAGCCAGACAGACUCCUCGGCUUCUCACUAUAUUUAAGGAGAGUGGACAGUGCAACAAAGAAAUGGUGCAACAUCUUCAUCAGCAGUUAGUGAAGCGUGAGCACAGGUACAUGACCAACCUGAAACGAUUGCGCAAGUUGCAGAUGGACUACCGUGGUCUCCUUGAAGUCACUGCAGAGCUGGUGGAUUCUUUGGAGGCCACAGUCACUGGCAAGAUGAUUACACCUGAGUAUAUUCAAAGUGUUUGUGCUUGCUUGUUUAGCAAUCAUUUGAAACAAACUGUAGCACACAACAUUGACUUCACGAGGCCUGGAACUGGAUAUUACUCUAUGAGCCCUUGUGAUGACGGAUAUGCUUCCACACUGUUAAGAGCAUCUUUAUCCUCUAUGAAGGUGCAGGAUGUGCCAUUGCUGCCCUCUCUGGAUUAUGAGAAGCUGAAGAAAGAUUUGAUUACAGGGAGUGAUCGUCUCAAGGCCCUCUUGCUGCAGGCUCUGCGCUGGCGCUUGACAACAUCAUAUCCUGGAGAACAGAGAGACACUAUCAUGCAAGCCUACAUCAGUAAUGACCUCCUGGAUUGCCACAGCAACUGUCAGAGAAGUGUCCUCCAAUUAUUAUAUUCUAAGAGUGAGGUAGUCAGACAGUAUAUGGCAAGGCUCAUCAAUGCUUUUGCUUCACUGAUAGAAGGUCGUGCCUACCUCUCUCAGAACCCAACAUUGCUGCAAAUGCUGGAGGACAGACUGAAAGCUGAAGACAAGGAUUCCCUUACAUGGGAGAAUGUUCUGGGGGCUCUGCAGAAAUUCAGCCUCAGGCGCACACUGCAGUCGGCAAUGAUCAAAGAUGGGCUCAUUUUCUGGCUGGUUGAUGUUCUAAUAGACCCAGAUUGCCUGUCUGAUUACAACCUGGAGUAUUGUGCUGCCUUGCUCAUGAAUCUUUGUCUGCGGAGUGCAGGGAAGAAGAUAUGUGCAAGUAUCCCAAACCCUAUGCUCAGAGUGCUUUCUGGUCUUCUUGACCAUGACAAUCCUAAGGUCCAGUCAUAUGUGAAUGGAGUACUGUACAGUAUUCUGGCCAUCCCUUCUGUCCGUGAAGAAGCCAAAGAGAUGGGAAUGGAAGAAAUUCUGCGCUGCUUUAUCAAGGAAAGAAAUGAAGAGAUGGUUCGACAGAUGGAAUUUGUUAUCAAGCAACUCAAUUCAGAAGAGCCAUUCAAUGAUAGUAUUGUGUCUGAUGAUGAUGAGGAAGAGGAGUAUGAGGAAGAGGACAAUGACAUCCUGGAGCCUGAUCUGGACAAAGAUGAGGUUUUGCUGCCUCAGCUGGGGGAGCUUUCAGGAGAGAAGCUGCUAACAACCGAGUAUUUGGGAAUAAUGACUCACACUCCAAAAACUAAGAAGAAGCAAUUUGCUGGUGUCCAUCAGAGUAUAGAUGAGCCUCUCCAGAGACCUGUUACACCAGGUUAUCACAGAACUGCAUAUCUAAUGCCAGAAAACAGUUCCAGUUCCUGUCAGGACAGGGAUGAGAAGCUGCAGUCUCCACCGAGUGCUCCUUCUUCCACUUGUGGCGGGAGACAGUCCAGCAUUUCUGACUUCUGCAUUUCCCCCUCAUCAGUUGAAAUGAAGUCAUCUGAAGUAUUUGCAUCAGGCCAUAGAAUGGACCAACACAUCCCAGCUGGUGAUACCUUAUCUUCUCAAUCUGCUGACUUCACUGAGGACAAAGUAAAUGGUCAAUCACACAGGGAGUUUGCCCUGGCCUUCACCAGCAAACCCAAGAUCCCUCGCACUCCUGACGGGCAGAGCAGCAGUCCUAGAAAGGGAAAGGUCCCAACCAUUGCCCCCCAGUUCUCUCAGUCUGGACCCCAACAAUCAAGCCAUCCGAGCUCCUCAGGAUCUACAAGGAGUAGACAGAACACUUGUUCAUCCCACUGUGUAACUUGAAGUCGGAUUCCUGGGUGUGUCUACAUUGCAGCUGAAUGUAGAGCAGAUGUCAGUCAGCUCAGGAGAUGGCUCAGGGCAGCUUGGUAAGCAGGGAGCCAAGCACAGUGUGCUGCUUAUGGCAGUCUCCUUUCUGCUGGAGACUGGCACUCAAGAACCACGUGGCCAUGCUGUGGCCUGCAGAAGUUUAUAAAAAGUACUUCAUCUGUGGGGGGUUCAGAAGAGAGGGUGGCUUUGACAUGAGGAUGGAGGAAAAUGAUGGACACUUGCUUUGAGCCAGACAACACAAGCUCAAUAGAGAGGAAAAUUUGGUCUUGGAUGCUCACACAUCAGUAAACACGUGGUGUGUCAGCUGUGGAGUUUUUUGGGGUGGAGGGAGAAGAAAGGUGCAUUCUUCAGUAAUGAACAAACUUUUUCUCAGGCAUGUGGAUAGGAAAAGCUGAAUUCAAAUACAACUCUGUGUCCAUCAUCAGUGAAAAUGGCAGGAGCAUGGCAUCAUAACAAGCUUAGUGUUGAUUAUUUGAUCACAAUGCAACAUUAGCUCUAUUCCUUAGUUGUAACUGUUACCUUGCAGCAUUAGUCAAUACCUUCCCAAGAAACUCGAAAUGUGUGUAUAUCAUUAGGUACUCAUUACAGAUAGAGACAAUUAAAUUAAGAGAGUUUAAAUAACCCAGUAAACCAGUAACAGAGCUGGAAAGAGCAUUCUGAGCCUUCUGUGUUGCUCAUUCAUUAUUCCACCCAGUUGCACAUGCAGAGAAGUGGUGUGGUUUCGUUCAGGGAGUACAGGUGAGGCACUGGAAGGGAAUGUUCUUGGUGGCGAAAGGAGGUUUUGACCUGGAGGCUCCUUGCUUCAACACUCCUGUGCUGAGGUAAUGGAGCCCUUUCAGCUUUACCUUUGCUGCAUGUGCCCUGGGUUUUACCUCUGACAUCAGUGCUCUCUGUUUCCUGUGACAGCAGCACUGUUCUGCCCUGACUGGAAUUGGUGUUAACACCCAAGAGUCUGUCCCUGGUUCCUGUUUCGGUUCAUUUCCAAAAGCACUGGCCCAUUGAAAAGAAGCCCUAGUGAAGGAAGGAAAAGUACAGAGUGUGUGUGUAUGUGUGUGCACAAGAAAAUCUUCUGCAUGUUCUAGUUUCUCCAGGUCAGCUUUACACUCCUGGGGAGAGUGUCCUAGGAAAGAUGUGACAGACCAGUGUUGCUUUCAGGAGGCUCUGGAGCAAGAUCCUUUUUCAGUGGCACAGUGUUAAAUGUAUUUUAUUUUUUAAUUGCUCUAAAGUAGAUCGCUUGGGGUUCUCUGUGGAUUCAGUAGACGUGAUCUGUUAGUCCAGAUACUUGAGCUCUUCUGACUUUUAUUGUUUUAUUUGUUUUACACUAUACCUCUUCUCUUUGCUGGGAAUGUAUGCUGAAUGUACAACAGGCAUCCCAACUUGCUAUGGUCCAUUUACCAUUACUCCCAAUUUUUUACUUGGGAAUCCAGGUUAUCAUUUUCUAUCUGUUCACAUGUGCCACGAGACAGUGUCAGCAAUUAAAUGUUAAGCUCUUCCUGCUAAAAAUAGCAAAUAAAUUAUUUUGCAAAUAACGAAUCUUCCACUCUGUGUACAUGUAUCCAGCCUUGUUGUCUGCUGUCACAGAGCACCAAUUAGUUCUUGUCCAUCCUGCAGGGACCUUCACACAGGUGUUUGUGGGUGGGAAGAGUUGCAUGAAGGUUGUAAGGACCAGAUUUUUUAAGGACUAAAAAGGGUUUUAAGCACCUACACUGAAACUUGAGGUUCUCAAAGGUAAUUCUCAGCUGUUACUUAGAGAUGCAGGGAAGACGUCUGAAGCAAGUGAGCCCCUAAUGUUUCCCUGGUAAUGCUCUGUGCUCACUGCUCCUUUAAUUUCCUAGCUGACUCAUCUGUAGGUCAAAAAUGGUAUCAGAUGCACAGAUACCAGCAAUCAGUAGAUUCCAGCAGCUGCUGCCUUCCAUUUGCUUGCUGCAUAGGUGUGUUACAUAUCAAGAGACUCUGUUCCAGUGGAAGACUAAUUUGUGGAUUUCUUAGUAUUUCUGAAGAAAUGCAAGUUUUUAUAGCUGAUGGACAUGAUGAGAAAAGAUGGCUGUCUGAUUUUACUUUCUGCAUUCACUUAUUUUAGAGGCAUGUUUUUAGCUUCAUUUUAGUAUUUAUUACAGGUGUAUUUUCUGGAAACAAGUUGAUUUUAUGUAAACCUACCUGAACUAGCUGGACUGCUCCUCUUGGGGCAUGGAGUGUGUGGAAUGCCUGAGGAAUGCAGAGGAAGCCCAGGUACUCAGUGCAGCUACAGGCCUGGGGCCAGAUUCCUGCCUGAGAUGCAGCCCCUGCUGUUAGCUGAACUCUACAGCAAAAGCAAGCUCCUCCAAAUAAAAUCAGCUAUGCUGGGAUCCUCUGUGAUUUGCACUUCCAAGCUGGCACAGGGAUGACACUGGCAGCAUGGCUGGAAAAUAGAGUUCCAAGGCAGCAUAGGCACCUCCAAAUUUAGACCUUUUCAGCUGCGUUCCAUGUGGACAUGGUUGUGUGGUUUAAUCCACUCUGAUCCUUAUUCUCUGUCUGUUCCAGGCACCUCUGCACGGGUGUGCUGAAGCUGUUUACAGUGUACCAAGUUUCAAGGCACAUUGCAGCUAGGGCAGUAAAAAAAUCUCUACCAGAAGAAUGGGGAAUGUUUUUUGUCAGGAGUGCAACUGGUGAUGCCCUUUCAGUUCUUUCAAUAUUCCCUGAAAAGGGGCUGCCAUAAAUGCAUUCUGCAGUUUUGAGUUGCAGCAUCAGGAGUUAAAGUGCCUUUCUGCAUGUUUUUUGUGAUGUUUGUAUCCCUGUAAAAGUUGAACAAGCGUUGCCCUCAGGCAGCUUCUGUCUUGUAAAUAAAGCCUGCUUUC